UAAGCAUCUCUGCAAAGUUCAUUUCUUGACAUCCACUGCAUUGUCGUAAUGUCCGAGCAAGAUGCAACAAGUACAGAAUCGGAACACUCGACGAAAGCAACAUUUGGCUUCAAUGAAAUUGCUGCCAGUUUAAAUCAAAUCAUCGACGGUCACGAACUAGACCCAUCGACUUUGUCUCGACGACGCAAGAGUUUGGCAACUUCAAAUCAAAAUACAGGAUACCAUAGCUCAUAUGUUCGUCCAACGGAAGAUAUAUUCGACCUUGAUAGCCCAAAGAUCAAAGAGGACAUCAUUCGAAUGAUACUUCAAUACCUGUCAGAUGAAGGUUACUACGCCUCAAGAGCUGUUGUGCAAGAUGAAGCUAAUGUGAAAUGGAAAGAAAGAGAAGAACGUGGAAUAGAAGCAAAACGAUUAAAGCAAGCGAUAUUAGAUGGUGAUUGGUCCGAAGUGGAAAAGCUUAGUACGAAGCCAAUUGUGAAAAAUCACAGAUCAUUUCUCUAUUCUCUAUACAAACAGCAGUAUUUGGAGUACAUAGAACAUCGAGAAAUACAAAAGGCAUUCUCAUUCCUGAAUAAGCGAUUGAAGCCGCUUGAACACCUGCAGACCAAACCCAACGAGUUCAAAGAUAUGUGCUACUUAUUGACAGCAAAAUCAAUUCACGAAGCUCCAUCCUUCAAAAAUUGGGAAGGUAUAGCCGCUGCUCGUGAGAAUCUUGUCGGACAAUUUCAGAGCAUGCUCGAAUUUGAAAGUGCUGAUAGAAGCGGAAAUGUUUAUGUUCCUCCCAGCCGACUAGUCACACUGCUUCGUCAAGCAGUAGCAUAUCAAAUCCAAUUCUCUCGAUACCAUCCAAAAAUAGCACCGGCUGUCAACUCAUUACUGCAGGACUAUACCAGCUUUGUCAUUCCUAACUCUGUUCGAUACACGCUGCGUGGGCAUGAAGGAAAUGUCAAAUGUGUUCGGUUCAUAGGAGAGGAGGGUAGAGGCGUGGUAUCUGGAUCUAGUGACAACACAUUGCGUAUAUGGGAUACGGAAACAGCUGAAUGCACAAAUGUGCUAAGAGGUCAUAAAUCAAGGAUAUGGGAUGUAUCAAGUACCAAAUUGGGAGACUAUGUUGCCAGCGCUAGUGGAGACGGCACAGUCAAGGUUUGGGACUUGAAGAGCAGCAAAGCGAACUGCGUGUCAACCCUUGCUGGUCAUGGAGGAGAUGUAUAUUCGGUGCAAUACCAUCAAAGCGAGACGAAUUUGGUGACAGGUGGAUACGACAAAACAAUACGGCUGUUUGAUGUCAACACUGGAGCGGUGGUGAAAUCGUUUCAAGGACAUCAACUUGCUGUUUCGAAAACCAUCUUCAAUCCGCUUGGAAAUCUCAUCAUCAGUGGAUCAAAAGACAACACUAUCAAAUUUUGGGAUAUUGUUUCUGGCUUAUGCAUUCGGACAAUCACUUCUCAUUUGGGCGAAGUCACUUCAGUUGAAAUGAACUCUAGUGGUACUCUCUUGCUCAGUAGUUCAAAAGACAACUCUAAUAGAUUGUGGGAUGUGCGUAUGGUGCGGCCGUUGCGAAAACUCAAAGGACAUCAAAAUACGUCCAAGAAUUUUGUGCGAGCGAAUUUCUCAGAAAACAAUCUCAUUGUUGGUGGUUCCGAGGAUGGCAUCGUUUACAUAUGGGAUCAAGACACGGGCGAAAUUCUUCAAAAGCUGCGGGGCCACACUGGCGUGACCUAUGAAGCUUACUGGAAUGUGAAACAGAGUAUGAUGGCCAGUUGUAGUGACGAUCAGACCGUUAAACUGUGGUGGUAUGAUGAAAAUACCCCCUUGGAUGGCUGUUAGUUUUUCUUUUGCCCGUUCCCUUGCCGGUCUUUUAGAAACCGGCUACCACAUUUGUACAUCAAUGGAU
This is a messenger RNA of Umbelopsis ramanniana AG, 1894 nucleotides long. RefSeq lists its product as uncharacterized. Lineage: Eukaryota; Fungi; Mucoromycota; Umbelopsidomycetes; Umbelopsidales; Umbelopsidaceae. The coding region runs from base 49 to 1827 and encodes 592 amino acids. Gene Ontology annotation, biological process: mRNA splicing, via spliceosome. The record is from RefSeq and is a predicted model, not a curated record. Gene Ontology annotation, molecular function: protein binding. The transcript has 11 exons.